Molecule: messenger RNA, 741 nt
Organism: Truncatella angustata
Lineage: Eukaryota; Fungi; Ascomycota; Sordariomycetes; Amphisphaeriales; Sporocadaceae
Exons: 2
Coding region: 282-623 (113 amino acids)
Source: RefSeq, a predicted model, not a curated record
GGUCUAGAUCUCCACUGCGGCAGCCGGCACAUGGGAAUGACGUAGCGCUACUUGCGUGACGCUUUCGGCCUGGGCGAUCUAGAGGACCUUGCAGAGGUCGCACUUUUAUUCCAAGGUUGACGAGUGGUUUGUAUGAGAAUCCAUUCCUGUAAGAAUCUCAUACUGGGGGUACUACUUGGUUUCUUUGUUCGAGACCACCACAUAAUCUCCCUAUCUCAUUUCAGUACAGCAUACACCAUAUACAUCGAGAUCAAGACAUAGAAGCAAUACAGAUCCCUACCAUGUCCACCGCCGGCCCCACAUCUAGCUCCCAGCAGCCGCAGACCGACGGCGAUUCUACCUUCAAGUCGCAGCUCGACCACAAGGCGCGCGUGGCCCGUGAUCCCAACUACGGGAAGGAGGAGCCUCAGCCCACGUUUCUGGAGAAAGUGGCCGACUAUGCGCCUGCCGUCGGCAAGAUCCUGGGAGUAGAAAAGAAGGGCGACAAGCAGACCGAGCCGGAGACACCAGAGGUCGCUCCCGGUGUCCCGCCCGUGCGGCCACAUCAUGAUGGGCACAUUGAGGAGUUUAUCAAGGAUCAGCACAGGAGCAAGAAGGGCGAGAAUGGGGAGCUCAUCAUCUGAGUCUGCUUGGCGGGCAUUGGUUGGGGCGUUACAAAGGGGCAAUUCCGUGUACUAAAUCAGGCAAGGCUUUAUUCUGAGACGGCGUAUGGUACAAAUUGACUACAGAUUUACGAUAUGU